Messenger RNA from Uloborus diversus, 1311 nucleotides. RefSeq names its product receptor-interacting serine/threonine-protein kinase 4-like. The transcript is spliced from 11 exons. Gene Ontology annotation, molecular function: protein binding. The record is from RefSeq and is a predicted model, not a curated record. The coding region runs from base 1 to 1311 and encodes 436 amino acids. Lineage: Eukaryota; Metazoa; Arthropoda; Arachnida; Araneae; Uloboridae.
AUGGGUGACCACCGUCGUUUGGUGUUAGGCGGAAGUGCUACCGAGCUGACUCAUUGUGAACGUCCAAGAGCCGCCCCGCGUCGCUCCUCUGAGGGUGGUUACACAUUGAGAAGGAAGUCAUCCUCGUCUUCGAAUGCGGCAGACGACCCCACCUCCAGUGAGAACUCCACGUCUUGUAGCACAUCCUCUUCCUCUUCCUCGGAAUCUGGUAACCAUCCACAGGGUGAAGUUGCACGAUUUGUAACAGGUGAAGAACUAGUAGACAGAGAGGAGAUAUCUGAUCAACCUCCUGAAAGUAUUGAUGAGUCCUCAAAAUUGUCAACAGAGAAGAAGGAGUUAGAAGAGUUUUAUGACAGUCCGACACCAGAAAGUAGUGCUUCCUCGACGAAUAAGCAUGAGAGAAAAACGGGAUACCACGUAGCAAAAGACAGUCCAAAAAAAGUAUCUUCAGAACAGGAUUCCCAGAAAUCGCUUCUCUUAAGUGGGAGGAGUUCAGAAAACGAGGACGAAAAGGAGUCUCACUCACGAGUACUUUCUCCAGAUGUUGUUGUUCAAGACAAAUCUGCUCUGAAAAGCACAUUUCUGAGACCUGAUUUUGUCUUUGAGCCAGAAAUAAUACACAAAGCCAAUCCAAUAGUGGAUGAGGCAGAUAUCGAAGUAAUACCGUCAGCAGUUGGAGCAUUUCGAAGGUUAUCGGAAGAGGAGUUUAUAGCGUCUUUGAAUAUUCAUGAGGCAGCGAGGAAAGGCGAUUUGCAUGUAGUAAAAUUGCUCACAAAGAAGGAUCCCAAGCAAAUGGAAACAGUUGAUGAAAGAGGUUGGACGCCCAUUCAUGUAGCAGCUGCUCAUGGACACACAGAAGUAGUUAAGUUUCUAGCACUGGAAGGAGCUCAUUUGGCUGCUUUAGAUCCCAGUAGUUAUACACCUUUGCAUCUGGCCGCAAUGAACGGACAUAACCCUUGUUUAGAGGUUCUAUUAUCUAUCGGAGUUGAUUUAGACUCAAUCACUGCUGAAGGAUUCACACCACUCCAUCUAGCAGUUAUGAAUGUCCAGUUGGAAUGCAUACAGACACUAUUGCAGUGGGGCUCAAGCCUGGAAAAAAGAGACGCAUUAGGUAGGAAUGUCCAAGAUAUGGUCGAGGAAUACAACCUGGAAGAUGUAGCUGCAUUGCUCAGAAGAUUUCAUAAACAACUCCAUAAAUUCAAGCACAUACUUGAUAUGAUGCAAAGGAAUGAAGAUAGAAGUUCUGCGGAAAUUCCUCGCGAAUUCAUGGACAUUCUGGCUUCGAUUGCCGAAGAGAGUGGAACAGAAUGA